UGAUGUCACCUCAUUUCCGUUCUUAUAUAGGCAUUCAUCUCUGGCAGCAGUGUGCAUCUCCCAAGCGUCUAAAAUGCGAUACCUUUCGCCAAAACACAACAGGAGCAUUGCGCGGUGUGAGACGCGGCUUAAUUCGCCUUGGAUAGCGAAGUUGGCUCUUUUCACUUUUUAUGAUGUGCUGCCGACCCACUGCGCGCGUGGGAACCCUUUGGAGGACCCUCGAUGAAGGCUUUGCGCUGUGAAGACGUGCGUUCGUGCAGGUCCUUUUCCUCGUGCGGGCUACACUGUUCAGGACCGUUACGCACAGCGCAUCUCCACGCACCGCGACGCUCCGCGCACCAAUUCUUCCCUUUGCGGAGAGGACGAUCGCGCGAAACAACAAACAUGAUGCGAACAGACAAACCGGUGCAAACAUGAAUUUCACCCAGUCCACCGUACUGGUGGGAAACGUUUCCAGUGAUGAGAACGCCACGGACGCGCCGUUCGCCCUGCCACACACGGAGGUAACCACCGCGCUCAUCAUCCUACUGGUCGUGGUGGUCAUUUCGGUGACCAUUGUGGGAAACGUGCUGGUGAUCGUGGCGGUGCUGACCAGCCGCGCGCUCCGUGCGCCUCAGAACCUCUUUUUGGUGUCUCUGGCCUCAGCGGACAUCUUGGUGGCGACGCUGGUCAUCCCGUUCUCCCUCGCCAACGAGGUCAUGGGGUACUGGUACUUUGGAAGUACGUGGUGCGCGUUCUACCUGGCGCUGGACGUGCUCUUCUGCACCUCAUCCAUCGUGCACCUGUGCGCCAUCAGCCUGGACCGCUACUGGUCCGUCACUAAAGCGGUGAGCUACAACCUGAAGCGGACUCCAAAGCGCAUCAAGUCCAUGAUCGCUGUAGUGUGGGUCAUUUCUGCCAUCAUCUCCUUCCCCCCUCUCCUCAUGACCAAACACGACGAGAGGGAAUGUCUGCUGAACGACGAGACCUGGUACAUCCUCUCCUCCUGCGUGGUGUCCUUCUUCGCCCCGGGUCUCAUCAUGAUUCUGGUCUACUGCAAGAUUUAUAAAGUGGCGAAGCAGCGCUCGUCCACCGUGUUCGUGGCCAAGAACGGCCUGGAGAGGGAGCCGUCUCAGUCCGAGACCUGUUUCGUCCGGAAGGACCGCUUCGAGCUGGAGAGCCCCAGCAGCCAGAGCUCGGGCAGCCAGCAGCAGCGGCAGGAGGAGCUGGACGACAUCGACCUGGAGGAGAGCUGCUGCGCGUCGGACGCCAAACCGCGCGGCCACCGCUUCGCGAAGCGGAGGAAGGUGGAGGGCUCCGACUGCUGCCCGCCGCAGAACUGCCGCCUGUCCUGGGCGUCGGCGCGGCCGCCGCAGCUUUACCCGGAGCAGAGGAACCCGGCCGCGCGGCAGCAGCUGGCCAACAAGACCAAAGUGGCCCAGAUGCGGGAGAAGCGCUUCACCUUCGUGCUGGCGGUGGUGAUGGGGGUGUUCGUGCUCUGCUGGUUCCCCUUCUUCUUCACCUACAGCCUCCACGCCGUCUGCAGGGACCGCUGCUUCAUCCCCGGUGCGCUUUUCAACCUCUUCUUCUGGAUCGGCUACUGCAACAGUUCCGUAAACCCCAUAAUAUACACUAUUUUCAACCGAGACUUCAGGAAGGCCUUCAAGAAAAUCGUAUGCAGGACGUCUAAGCACUGAAAGGAGAACGAGGACGGUUUUGUUUGGCCUCUCGCUCAUCAGUGCCAGGAAACAGUUACACUAUCGUUCUUCCUCCUCCUUUAGUCAUUUUAACUAAUAUAAAACCGACCCUAUGUUGUGUACACAUAAAAUGUCUAUGAAUAAAAUUUAAAGUGAAGCAAAACAAA
This is a messenger RNA of Betta splendens (Siamese fighting fish), 1843 nucleotides long. It is a transcript of the gene adra2db, whose product is annotated as adrenergic, alpha-2D-, receptor b. The record is from RefSeq and is a predicted model, not a curated record. Gene Ontology annotation, molecular function: adrenergic receptor activity. Gene Ontology annotation, cellular component: membrane. Gene Ontology annotation, biological process: adenylate cyclase-activating adrenergic receptor signaling pathway. Lineage: Eukaryota; Metazoa; Chordata; Actinopteri; Anabantiformes; Osphronemidae. Bases 414 to 1676 code for a protein of 420 amino acids. The transcript has a single exon.